Solanum verrucosum is the source of this 447-nucleotide messenger RNA. RefSeq lists its product as uncharacterized. The coding region runs from base 1 to 447 and encodes 148 amino acids. Lineage: Eukaryota; Viridiplantae; Streptophyta; Magnoliopsida; Solanales; Solanaceae. The record is from RefSeq and is a predicted model, not a curated record. The transcript is spliced from 2 exons.
AUGGUUCAAAGCACUAGACAAUGGCAUGAGAAGUUGCCUUUUGCACUUAUAGGAUAUCGCACAACAGUGCGUACCUCGAUUGGUGCAACUCCUUAUUUACUGGCUGAAAUUGAAGAUACUGAAUGGGUCAAAACCCGACUAGAGCAGCUCACUUUAAUAGAUGAGAAGCGAUUGACGGCCGUCUGUUUUGGUCAGCUUUAUCAGCAAAGGAUGGCUCGUGCAUACAACAAAAAGGUGCACCCAAGACACUUUGAAGUAGGUCAACUGGUCUUAAAGCACAUUCUCCCGAACCAAGAAGAGGGCAAGGGAAAGUUUGCCCCAAAUUGGCAAGGUUCAUAUCUUAUCAAGGAGGUGUUGUCCAAAGGAGCCUUGCACCUUACUGAUGUGGAGGAAAAAAUCACAGGCAUAAUUGUUAAUGCAGACGCAGUCAAAAGAUACUACAUCUAA